Epinephelus lanceolatus (giant grouper) is the source of this 6398-nucleotide messenger RNA. The record is from RefSeq and is a predicted model, not a curated record. NCBI's taxonomy places the organism in Eukaryota, Metazoa, Chordata, Actinopteri, Perciformes, Serranidae.
AUGCGAAGGAGAGGACAACCAGAAGAUUCUCCGUCGACAGAGUCUUCAACUACACCUCUCUCCUCCUCAGUAAAGAAGACAACACGCUGUACGUUGGUGCUCGGGAGAUUCUCUUUGCUCUCAACCUCACUGAUAUCAGCUCAGCCAAGCUACAAAGAAACCUCACGUGGGAAACUCCAGAGAGGAAGAGAGAAGAGUGCACGUUCAAAGGAAAAGACCCGAAGAAGGACUGCUUCAACUACAUCAAGAUUUUAUUACGUAUUAACAGCACCCAUCUGUACGUGUGUGGAACAUACGCCUUCAGCCCCACCUGUGCUUACAUAAACUCUGCAGACUUCUCUCUUGUCAAGAGUGAUACCGGUGAGAUAGUCACAGAAGAUGGACGAAGCCGCUGCCCGUUUAACCCUGAAUACAAGUCCACUGCAAUCAUGGCUGAUGGAGAGCUGUACGCUGGCACAGUCAGUAAUUUCCAAGGAAAUGAACCCAUCAUUUACAAGAGUCUGAGCCAAGGAACUGCUCUGAAAACUGAAAACUCACUCAACUGGCUUCAAGACCCGGCGUUUGUCGGCUCUGCCUACAUACAGGAGAGCCUGCCCAAGGGCAACCUAGUGGGUGAUGAUGAUAAGAUUUACUUCUUCUUCAGCGAAGCAGGAAAGGAGUUUGAUUUCUUUGACAACACCAUUGUGUCACGCAUUGCUCGCGUGUGUAAGGGCGACAUGGGAGGCGAGAGGGUUCUGCAGAAGAAAUGGACGACUUUCCUGAAGGCUCAGCUCUUGUGCUCUCUGCCUGAUGAUGGCUUCCCCUUUAACAUAAUCCAAGACAUGUUUGUGCUGACACCCAGCCCCGAGAACUGGAAGAACACUGUGUUUUAUGGAGUCUUCACAUCUCAGUGGUACAAAGGUGCUUCAGGAAGCUCUGCAGUGUGUUCCUUCACUAUGGACCAGGUGGAAAAGGCGUUCAAUGGGCGAUACCGUGAGGUCAACCGAGAAACUCAGCAGUGGUACACAUACAACCAUCCGGUCCCAGAGCCUCGGCCUGGAGUGUGUAUUACAAAUGCUGCCAGGGAGCAGGGCAUCUCCUCCUCGCUGCACAUGCCGGACAAGGUGCUGAAUUUUGUCAAAGACCACUUUCUGAUGGACAGCGUGAUCCGCAGCCAGCCUCUCCUGCUAAAACGCAAUGUGCGCUACACACAGAUUGCUGUCCAUCAAGUUAAGACAGCGAGAAAAGCGUAUAAUGUGCUCUUCAUUGGCACAGAUGAUGGGAGACUUCAUAAAGCCAUUAACGUUAACAACAAGAUGCACAUCAUCGAGGAGAUUGCGCUCUUCAAUGAUUCCCGACCAGUGCAACACAUUGAGCUGGACACUGAGAAGGGUCAGCUUUAUGUUUCCUCUUUCUCUGAACUGGUGGAGGUCCCAGUAGCUAACUGCGCUAAUUAUCAGAGUUGCGGGGAGUGCAUCCUCUCAAGGGAUCCUUACUGUGCCUGGAACGGGAGGCAGUGUGUGGAUGUCAGACAGGCUCCAACGAGCAAUGCAUGGCAGCAGGAUGUUGACAAAGCAGACACAUCAGCUAUUUGCAACAAGACAGUGCCAAGCCCACGGUUUGCUAAACCUCCAGCUACACGAAUGUCUUCGUGCCAGGUGAUCAUUAUCCCAGCCAACACGUUCAAAGUACUCCCCUGCAGCCUGCGCUCUAAUUUGGCUGAAAGGAGGUGGGAGUUCAGUGAGAGCGCGGGUCACUUCCAUUACCCCAGCCCAGAGGGGGGGUUAGUGGUGGUAGCUCAAGCUGACAGACAGGAAACCUAUGAGUGCUGGUCAGUGGAAGAAGGCUUCAGACAGCUGCUGGCAAACUACUGUGUGCGGGGCGAGGCCAAGCACGAGAGCACCACCCUGACAGGCCGUUCACGUACACCACUGGUCUCCCAGGAGGAGUUUAUCAUCCUGCCAGGAGAGGCCCGCUCACCACAGAUCAACACUAAGACCUACUGGAACGAACUGAUAGUGGUGUGCGCCCUGCUGGCGUUUUCCCUGGUGGUCUUCUCUCUGUUUGUGGUCUACAGGAACCGCGACCACAUGAAAUCCAUGCUCAAGGAGGGAGAGUGCCCCAACAUGCAGCAGAAGAAGCCCAGAAUAGUGGGGAAACCGGCUGAGAACUUGCCGCUAAACGGCAACACAGUCACAGCGUCGGCGUCAGAUCACAAGGGCUACCAGACCCUUAACGACAACUACAUCUGCAGCACUCCACCGCAUGAGUGCUCGUCGCCUGACAACAGCAAGAGCUUCUCAGAGUCUGAGAAGAGGCCUCUGAACUUAAGAGAGAGCCACGUAGAGAUUUCUCCCACAUGCCCACGGCCACGAGUCAGACUGGGCUCCGAGAUUAAAGACUCAAUAGUGUGAGGCCGGCUUCAUGUUGUGUGGAGUUUUAAACUGAAAGCAAUGAGUGCACUUGCUGAGAGAGACAAACCCCUGUAAGGGGGAAAACUGAGGAUCAUCAGACUCUUCAUGGAGAGACAUUUCAUUACACAGAUUUUGCACUUUUUUUUAUUCUGUCCCUGUGGUCCAUGUUCAUUUCAUUUUGUUUCCCCUUCACUCCCCCUUUAUUCAAGUGCAUUUGGUGCACGCUGAAGAAGUUCCAGUUUGCCUUCAGACUUUUGAUGCUUUCACGUACGGCUCACAGGAAUGUAACAAACGUAGAGGUGGUGUCACAACUUUGAUUCAGUGAUUGAAUCUCAGGCCCUGUUUACACCUGGUAUUAACAUGUGUCCUGGGUGAUUGAAACACAAGCGGACAGCUCUAAGUACAGCUGUGAAUGUAUCACAGGCGUCCUCAAUGCAUAUUGAGAUUUGAUCGCUCAGACCAUAUUCUGAGUUGGUCUGAUCCACAUGUGGCCAUAUUCUUUCAGCAGUGUAUAAGCUAAUGUUGCCUAGAACACAUUAGACUGCCUGCUCGGAUGACAUCCUCGCUUAUCUGACACCCCACCAGAUAUCAAACUUUUGUUGGUGCAGUUGCACAAAUGCAGAACUAAAGGACCGUCCCUGAUGCCACUCUGCUCCAGACGAACAGCCAGUUCAACAUCUGUCCGGUUAGCAUGUACUAAUACAGCAGCAGCAGCUGUUAAACAGUCCCAAAAAACGUACACUGACAGUGAAACAGCUAAAUUCUGUCGCCAAACUUGUUAAUAAUUGUUAGAUAACAUUAGCCAUGUGAUGCUAACAGUUAGCCCUGUCUCUGGCUGCAUGGCUGUGUGGACUCCUACUUACUGUCCCCAGCAUGGAGCUCACACUACUGCAACAGUAGUCUCAUGAUAAACACAGAAAGAGAGUAAGGACUGGCUGCAAAUCAAUCAUAGACUAUAAAAAUAAUGGACCUAGCUACCAUGACAUAAUCCACUGGCAUGUGGACUCUUAUUUUGAAGCCUCAAAUUUGGCAUUUUGACUGACGCCAUCUUGGUUUGGAGCCAGUAGUGACCAUAUUUGGGCAAGAGGCGGGUGCUGUAGAGGAGCGAGGGGUAGAUCUGACUGAGAACUCGAGGACACUUUUGACAGACAGCCUGUCAUUUAAAGCAACACACCCUUAAUUAUGUGUAAAUUUUAGCCUUAAUGAAAUGUUAACAGAUAAGUUAUAUAGAAAUUAACCCCUGUACAGUUACCAUAAAUGGGAAAAUUAGAGACUAAAACCAUAUUUGUACCAGGCUGUAAACACAUUUAUUUCUGCUGUUAAGUUGGGCAUGUUAACAUGGAGCUCUAUGGGGACUGACUGGCUUCUAGAGCCAGUCUCAAGUGGCCGUUAAAAGAACUGCAGUUUAUAGCACUUCCGUAUUGGCUUCAUUUUUCAACCCUCACACUUAAAAUCAGUGCUCGCCAGUGCGCACGGCCCAAUUAAAUAAGAUUUUACGCAUUUUAAACGUUAAAGGCUUUAAGUGUGUGUAAAGCACACUGCCGGAUAAAAACAGUGACGCAUUUGGUCUUUGCAGAUGGAUAUGAUUUGCAAGUUUAUUUGCAAUUGGAGCAGGGAAGUGAGAUCUGAUCACAAGUGGUCAUUUGAGACACAUGUGGAGACACAUUCUAACACCACGUGUGAACAGAAAGACAUAGUGCUGUCUACUUGUGAUCAGGUCACCCAAGACGAAUGAAAAUAUCAGGUGUAAACAGGCUCUCAAAGCAUUACCACUCAGUCCGUCCAUAUAAUAUACUGGUAAUGCUCUGAAAGGCGCAGUGAUAUUCAAACAUGUUCCCACUAACUGCUUACAGUGUUUGCUGUCUUAUUUUCAUUCUAUCAUCUGGUAAGAGCCUACCCUUCGCUGAGGCUAUGCACUAUGUACUGUACUGUAGCAAGGUAAACCCUCACACCACAAUACACACUUAGAAUCCAGUGGCAGGCGAGACAGGACGAAAAAAGUCCUGUCAUAGAUUUUUUUUUUUUUUUUAGAUAGCCAGUGGGCAUUCACAGAAGUAUACUCAUUGUUUAGGCUUGAAUAUAACAGCGACGUGGACAGAAUUAAGAGACGAAGAGUUGUGCUAAGAGACUGAAAAGGUUGAUCAAAAUUUAUGAAGUGGAAGAAAACACAAACAAGGAAUCACCUCAGUGGAAAUGUUGUAGAAACUCUUACCACCUCAGUCACUACACACCAAAAACAUGAAUAUUGUAGAGUGAGAAAUGAAAACACGUUUUUAAGUAUUGGUAUUAUUAGUGAAACCUGACUUUCAACAGGGUUUUCUUUCACCAAAUGUGAUAAAGGGGGAAAAAAAAGUCUCAUUCCAGGUAUUAUCAUGCUGUUCUUCAUGAGAUAGGCAGUCUAUGCAAAGCAAAUAAUGUGAAGUGGGGUAAACACCGAGAAAAACCUCACCUCAAGACUGAGUAAGCACAAAGGUGUUGGCGCUGUUAAUUACUUUAGGAUCAGUGGCACUGCAAACACACACACACACACACACACCCACGCACACUCACUCUCAUUACACCAACUAAGUAUGCAAGAGAUUUUAGCCAUUUUGGUGUAUUUUAGUGCGGCCGAAUGUUUCUGUUACAGAGACAUCUUUCAUAGUCUUUAAUGUUAUAAAUAUCUAUCACUAUUCUCGAAGUGAAAUAAUAAUAAAUAUUUAAAUACUACACCUAUUCAUAAUCCGAUUUAAAUAACACACAUCUGUAUAGCCUCAACUUUGAUAUACAUAUUAAUUGAUGAGUGUUGAUGAGUAGAAGAAAACGCCCUCUGCUUGCUUAAGUGGUUUUAAAGGCAACCAUAAAAGCAAUAAUUUCCAUUCUUAUCCAGAUUGUGUUCCUCAUUCAGAAAUAAUGAAUUAUGAACCAUGCGAUCCACCAGAUUUGUGAGUCAGAUGUUGGAGUAACUUGAAAGCAUUUUUUAUAUGAUAUUAUUUAAGUCUUACUUGAGUUUGGCUCUAGUAUUGUAAUGAGGCCAGCAAAAAUAAGAAUCCACUAAAACGCAGGAAGGCGUACUGUUUGACUCAGAAUGCAUAGGAUUUGCACAUGAUGUUGAAAAGCCUUAGUAUAAUGCAGGUUAUGGAUUUGAUGACAAAUCUGAAACGGAUAAUGCCUUCUGAAAAUAAUAAUCAAGAGAUGUGCCUCUUGGGAUAAUAAACUAACCAGGUAGUAGUGCUGUAGAGUGAAAUGCGACACUGUAGGUGUGACAGGACUGGCCAUGCUCAGAGACAAGAGUGAAAACGUGUGAUGUAAUACUGUCAGCGUUGUACAGUAUGUGCUCAUGAGGUGUCUUUUUUAAUUUAAUUACUUUGUCACGGUGGCUUCAACCUUAGUCAGGGACUAAAUUUUAUUCUGAAAACUGUAGCACAUGAAUAACCACUGGCUGAUUUUAAAGUACUGAACUAUAGAUAAGCAUUAGUAUUAUGUUACAUUUCUUGUAAAUGGCACUGCAAAAAUGACUCUGUGUGAAUUUAAAAGACUGGUCGGCUAUAAUCAAUCAUGCAGUAUGAACGAUUCAUGCUUUGACUGUUACUAAAAACAAACUAACGGCAGCUUUUGGUGAAGUGGCUGUCAUCAGAACAAUAUUAAAAUUGCAGAACAAAUAUAAAAGUGGCAGUUAAUUAGUAAAACACAUGCAGGUACUGAACAUGCUUCUCUUUGAGUACAAGCCUAAACUAUUAAUGCCACAGUGAAAGUAUCGUCGUCUGCUCUCUCUUAACGAACCACUAUAGUCUGGCCUUCUAUUUGUGACAGUACAAGUUGCUCAGACUCUUGUCGACAUGUAAGUAAAAAAAAGAAGGAAAAAAAAAGAGUUUUUAUGUAAAAUUGUUUUGUAAAUUCAGCUGCCAAUGUAAAAAUAUUGUGAAUUGUAUUUUUUUGUAUCAUACAUCACUACUGUUUGUUUUUUUUUCUUUUUUGUAUUGUAUAUAAAAAGCACUUUAUUUUAAUUUUUCAAAUAAAGAUCAA